Messenger RNA from Populus euphratica (Euphrates poplar), 1809 nucleotides. RefSeq names its product Tetratricopeptide repeat (TPR)-like superfamily protein. The transcript has 3 exons. The record is from RefSeq and is a predicted model, not a curated record. The coding region runs from base 223 to 1761 and encodes 512 amino acids. Gene Ontology annotation, molecular function: protein binding. NCBI's taxonomy places the organism in Eukaryota, Viridiplantae, Streptophyta, Magnoliopsida, Malpighiales, Salicaceae. Gene Ontology annotation, cellular component: mitochondrion.
UCAAGGUUGGAAUGGGGUGGAGAAGGCAAAAAUCCAGCCUGCCGCCCCAACUUAUUGAAAUUCCCAAGGCUAUGCUACUCAGUAAAGAGGCGAACUGAACCUUUUUUAGGAUUAAAAUAUAGUACGAUUACAACGGCGACGUUUAGUUCAGGCCGAACAAGGAAAAGCGAGAGAAUUGCUCGCUGCGAAAAAAAAUCAAACGACGCAGCUGCUUGUGCUUCCAUGGCGAUUCGGUCAAUGAUAACGAAUCAUCUGAGAAAUAACAGUUACUGCCAUAAACUUCAAUUCGAAGCAAGAAACCUCUUUAAAUCUUUAUUACCAAUCAGUAAAGCCAGCACCAAGUAUAAAUAUAUUCAUAACAGCAGCAGCAGCAGCCGCCUUGAAACUGAAAUUUUGAGACUGAAAAGCCCAAGCAGAGUGCUUCAAGAUUGGAUCAACAACGGAAACAAGGUUAAGCUCUCCCAGCUCAAUUUGAUCUCUAAACAGCUCCUUAAAUCUAAGCGCUACAAACAAGCCCUUGAGAUAUUACAAUGGAUGGAAAAUCAAAACAACUUUCGCAUAACGCCGGGGCAUCAUGCUUUAAUGAUGGAAUUGAUUGUUAAAGUGAAUGGUUUAAAUAAGGCUGGAGAGUAUUUUGAACGAAUUACCGGUUCAGGCUCUAAAAAAGCUGCGUCUUUGCCUCUUUUACAUGGUUAUGUGAAAGAAAGAGAUAUCAGUAAAGCUGAGAGUUUCAUGAUCAAGUUGAGUUCCUCGGGCCUCCUUGUGACCCCUCAUCCGUACAAUGAGAUGAUGAAGCUUUACAUGGCUUUGUCUCAGUAUGAGAAAGUGCCUCUUGUGAUUGCAGAGAUGAAGCGAAACAAGUUAUGUCGAAAUGUUCUUUCUUAUAAUCUUUGGAUGGGUGCCUUUGGUGAGGUCUUUGAGGUUGCCAAAGCGGAGAUGGUUUACAAGGAAAUGGUGAGUGAUGAAAAUGUUGAGGUGGGGUGGAGUACGCUAGCUAGUUUGGCUAAUGUUUAUAUCAAGGCAGGGUUUGUUGAUAAAGCUCUUUUGGUGCUUAAAGAUGCGGAGAUGAAGCUGUCUACUAAUGGCCGGCUUGGUUACUUCUUUCUCAUUACGUUGUAUUCAUCUUUGAAGAAUAAAGAGGGAGUUCUUCGGCUUUGGGAAGCAAGUAAAGCGGUUGGUGGGAGGAUCCCUUGUGCUGAUUAUAUGUGCGUAAUUUCAUGCUUGGUUAAGGUAGGUGAUCUUGUAGCAGCAGAGCAGGUAUUUGCAGAAUGGGAGACAAAUUGUUUCAAGUAUGAUAUUAGAGUCUCCAAUGUGCUUCUAGGUGCAUAUGUACGGAAUGGACUGAUGGGAAAAGCUGAAUCGUUUCAUCUUCAUACAGUUGAGAGAGGUGGGUGCCCAAAUUACAAGACGUGGGAGAUUCUAAUGGAGGGAUGGGUAAAAAUCCAAAAGAUGGAUAAAGCCAUUGAUGCCAUGAAGAAAGGCUUUUCUGUGUUGAAGGUGGAACGUUGUGAGUGGAGGCCAUCGCACAGUAUUUUGAUGGCCAUUGCAGAGCACUUUGAGAAGCAUGGAAAUUUUGAAGAUGCAAAUCACUAUAUUAAGGCUGUUCACGGUUUGGGUGUUGCAACUUUACCUUUGUAUAAACUAUUCCUUAGAAUGUACCUCAAUGCUCAGAGAUCAGCAUGGGACAUCCUUAAAAUGAUGGAGAAGGAUAGGAUUGAGCUGGAUGAUGAAACUUCUGCCCUUGUUGCCUUGAACUCGUGAUUGAUGGCAUAGAUCAUUGCAGUAGAUUUGGAGAUGGCAUAGAUCAUU